CUCUGCUUUUCUGCUUGAAUUGUUCACAAGGAGAACAGGUAGUGCCAGUAUCAGCUGCUGAGCCUGAUUGGCGUCCUACUCCAUUAACAAAGCUGUUCGUUUUUAGAGACUCCUACUCUGCCACAGACAACGAUUGGGACCCCGAAAACAUCUGUUGGAGAUAUCCUUAUGGCACCACCAUUCCAGGCAAGCCCAGUGCCCGUUACUCCGAUAUGGUCGUGUCCUCACUGAUUUCAUUGUACCAUGUGCUGACAUUUGUAUACCUACCACAUUAAUUUCAACUCCCGCCAAGAAUUGCAGCCACUCCAACUACCAAAGAAAAGCACUCUUCUCUUAAAUAGCACCAUAGUAACUCUCCGCGUACCACAAAUCACUAUUUCUUAGAAAAACCAACCUCAAACAGAGACACAAGGACUAGCCAAAAAAAUCAACAUGGCGUGUGUUCUGUGUUCAUCAACUGCACUGGUAGAGAAGAUUUUGUGGUACUGUGCUUUGUUCUUGGCGCUGAUUCUGGUUCUCAGCUGCUGCGAAUGGAGCGAAAGCGAAUUCACGGCGAAGGUGGUCCAACUCCAAAGGGAUCAUUUGUACAAGCCCUGUGAUGAAAUUUAUAUGGUUGGUGAAGGAGAGACAUUGCAGACCAUAGUUGAAAAAUGUGGAGACCCCUACAUUGUUGAGGAGAACCCACAUAUCCAUGACCCUGAUGAUGUUAUCCCUGGCUUGCUCAUUAAGAUUACUCCAUUAAUCAAACUAAGGUAGAAUGUAUAUUAUUACUAUCUUUCCUCUUCUCCUUUAAUUGUAAGCUUAUAGUAUUUGGUAUCAACAUGAUGAUGAGGGGCCAAGUGCCUUAGGUUAAGGUAUCAUUAUCUUGAUUACCACGAGGCUGAAUAUGCAAUUCUAACGAAGGGCUUGUUUGGGAGUGAUUCUAGUAGGGCUAGAAUCACUUAUGGGGAGAAGUACAUGCUGAUAAACCUAAUCCAGACUUGAAGUGAUCUCCUGCUGCUAAGCCUUAUCUGUGUUUACUAUUAUAUGUUAUAGUUAUCUUGUAUAGGAUAAAUACCUUAUUGAUAAUUAUCUUGUAAAGAGUUUGUUCUCCAUGUAAACUUGUUAACCCUCUGUACAUGAAUUCUAUAUAAACACAUGAACAGAUCACCUAUCAA
Molecule: messenger RNA, 1157 nt
Organism: Prunus dulcis (almond)
Lineage: Eukaryota; Viridiplantae; Streptophyta; Magnoliopsida; Rosales; Rosaceae
Exons: 2
Coding region: 433-756 (107 amino acids)
Source: RefSeq, a predicted model, not a curated record